Messenger RNA from Porites evermanni, 2592 nucleotides. Lineage: Eukaryota; Metazoa; Cnidaria; Anthozoa; Scleractinia; Poritidae. The record is from the annotation of a GenBank genome assembly.
AUGCCAACUGUAAUCGAAAGCAUACACGAGGAUCUCAGCAGUGAUGAAGAAGACGAGGAGGAGAACUUUCGAACCAAACAACUCUUUUUAUUUGCUUGGCAAAUUGCUAAAGGAAUGGUAAUUACUAUACUAUUAUUUACUGAGAAACGUUGCUUCCAUUCAGGUUUUGUUUUCAUCCUUCAAAGAUCGUUAUCAAAGACUAUUCCACAGGCAAGAAAUAAAGGAUAAAUAAGUUAAUUUUCUCGAUGAUUAAUGGUUUUUAGAGGAGAAAUUGUCAUAGUCGAUCGAACCAAAUUCGGCAUGUUUUGUCUGAACUUGAAUCAGCCGUUUAGAUCAGUUCAGUUGUGAUAUUCUACUUUUAAUUAUUGGCUCCUAUAAUUUUCACGCCUUCACCCAUGCCUUUUUAGGCAAUAUAGUAGCCCCGUAACUGAAGUUAUAUGGUACUUAUUUUCAUUUUUUCCCUUUCUUUUUUAAAAUUAGAAUCAUCUCGCCGAAAACAAUCUUGUUCACAGAGACCUUGCUGCCCGAAAUGUUCUUGUUGGCCAUGACAACCAAAUCAAAGUGUCAGACUUUGGGUUGAUGAGACAAAUCUAUGAAGAUGUGAGCAGCUCAGCGAAGUCCAAAAAACUUCCUGUAAAAUGGAUGGCCCCCGAAGCACUUUAUCAAGGCCUUUACACCACCAAAAGUGAUGUGUGAGUAUAAAAGAAAUCCCACUCUUUAAAACACAUUUCGAUAAAUUACUGCUCAGAAAACCUCAGUCAGCUUCCCUAAAAGUCGUGAUCAGCGAGUUUAUUUCAAACUGAUCUAGAAUUUCAGUGGUUAUAGUGGCUGAUUUCGUACUUGUCAAUAUAAUUUCGACUCGGGGCUACAUAGUUUGCAUAUAAGUCCUGAGCGAGAGCGGCGUCUGCUGAAUUCUUAAUUCGGAGUGUAUGUUACGAUCAUUUAGUUACGAUUAUGCGGCAGACCCGUCACCUAAAUUGGUAUUCAGUUCCGAUCCCUACUCUUUUAACUUUGCUAGGCCAUUGGCUAAGGGCUUUUAGCAGCUGAGGCCCGGUGUCAUAGGGUUCAGUCAAGGGCGAAAGCAUGGAAAGGUGGAGAUACGCCCUUUUGACUUAAGUUCACCAAGUAAAAAGAAGAGAGGAAAAUUAAUGUUAAUGCAGUGGGAAUAUUCACGACCUCUGUGCUUUUCUCUAUAGUUGGUCUUUUGGUGUUGUUCUUUGGGAGAUGGCUACAUUGGGUGAGUAGACCGUCAGACACUAAUCAUGUUAACUUCCAAGGGGAGGGGAAUCCCAAGAACUCUCCUCCCUGUUGCCACGGGUUAUAUGACUUGAAUUGUGCGACUGAUAUCAAAGGACGACACUGGGACUUAAAGAGUGAGUCCUUAUUAAAUAAGGUUAUUGUUACCAGGAAACAGGCUUAUACCUGAUGACUUUUAUUUGUGGCGAGCUAGGCGCUUUUGUUUUGAACUAGGCUCUAUGUCUGAUAAGUGAUUAUAUAUCGGCAUCAAAUGUGCACGCAUUAGUUGUUUUCUGGAAAGAGGAGCCUUAUUACUAAACACCCUGUUUUCUUUGAAGACACAUUUCAAUGCAAUUCUGACCCCUGCUCAAUCACUAUUCUAUUGCAAGACGGCAUCAUUGAGUGCGGGGGAAUGAAGAGUCGUCGACAUUGACAUUCACAGGAGAAAGCUAUGCAGGGGAAUGAGCCGUAUUUUCAAAUAAUAACAUGUAUAUUUUUUCUUUCGCAUAACGUGAUCAGGAGGCGUACCAUACCCCACGCUGACCAACUCAGAGUUGUAUCGACUGCUUGGCACUGGUUAUCGCAUGGAAAGGCCUGACAUGUGCUCCGAUGAUGUGUACGUUUCUUGAUCAGAAUCGUCUUAGAACUGACAAAAAGAUUCGAUUUUCCGUGCGUCUUUUUAGUUUUAAAUAGCCUUGAAAGUCCCAGAGGACAAGUCGGUUUCGAUUUUGACGUUUUCUUUGAUCAAAGUGAUUACUGAACAGACAGACGGCAAAAUCUUAGCUUAAAUAUUUGUUUCAUACAGUAAUAUGAUAGUGUUAUUUAACAGAGAUCGACAAAGCAAGAAUUAGCCUGCGAGCAAGUUCUCCAUUUGGGCGAGGAAAACGAACCGCGCGAGUACGCGCGAGCAGGGAGCCCCUCGCUGUCGUGUUUACUCUGGCGUGUCGCACGUGCGUGUACUUGAGGAGAUCCCCCAAAUGGAGAGCUUGCUUGCAGGCUUGGCAAGAAACCGACAAGCCUAAUGAUCCGGCGUGAGUGGCUCCCAGCUGGUCUUAAGGAAACCUCUUCCACUAAAUCGGAAAAAUGAUGUCUAUACAUGUAAUAAAUGGAUUGGAACUCUGACUAACUUCAAUUGGUUUGUUUUUUUUGUUUGUUUGUUUGUUUGUUUUUGUCCAUAACAGAUAUGAGCUGAUGGCUGACUGCUGGAAAGAGGAACCUCGCUCUCGUCCCAGUUUCUAUCAACUGAUCGAAAAACUGGAGGUGAUAAUGGAGAGGGAUGCACCAUACUUGCAUCUAAAUGAACACAAUGAAGAUCGUCCAUAUUACAACGUGCCACCUGAAGCUAGUGAUGAUUAA